AUCUCCAGAACAUCAGGUGGCGCUAGUGGGUUUUAAUGAGCACACGGCGCUUCGUAUUAACCCUCAGUGGCUUAUGAGAAGAAGUUUAGAGAGCGAGACUCAGACUCGAGGCAUAACGCAAAUUUAUUAAAACGUUUUUGGUUAAACCUUUUUCAGGCAGAAUGGCAGCAGACUGGUUGGGCAGUCUUGUUUCAAUUAACUGUGGUCCGACAUUGGGAGUGUACCAAGGAGAAGUGUCCUCGGUUGAUCAAACAAGUCAAACCAUUUCCCUCAAACAACCCUUUCACAAUGGCGUCAAGUGUCCAGUACCUGAGGUCACUUUUAGUGCUAUGGACAUCAAAGAGCUCAAAAUUUUGGAAAUCAGUAUCAGCUCCAAUGGAGUCACAAAGCAGAACGUUCCUGAAUCCGUCUCCUCUGUAUCUAGUUACACUGGACGCAAGGACAAAGGUGGAGGUAGUGGAAUAAACAGUGCUCCUGUAAAUGUACCCAAAGCUGAGCACAGGCUUCAUGAUGGAGGCAUGUCUCCUUCACAGCACUACUCCAAAAGCUAUGUAGAGCGCCAUGUAGAAAUGGCAGGUCAGAGUAAAGGCUUCAGACGAAGGCACAACUCGUGGUCAUCCAGCAGUAGAGGAGCAAAUCAGGUCACACCGAAGAAGAACGGUUCAAAGAAUGGCCAGAUGAAGAACAAAGAUGAUGAAUGUUUUGGUGACGGCAUGGACGAGGUUCUAGACGAGGACUUUGACUUUGAGGGUAACUUGGCACUUUUCGACAAAGCUGCUGUUUUCUCGCAGAUUGAUUCGUCAGAUCGGCGAGGUAACAGUGCACGGACACGGGGGAAUCCUGCAGAGCAGACACCCUCACGUUACCGACACGAUGAGAACAUUCUGGAAGCCAAGCCCGUCGUGUACAGACAGAUUAUAGUGCCUCAGUCGAGCGCAAAGGAAUAUAGCACUGAUUCAGGGUUGGUGGUUCCCAGCAUCUCAUAUGAGUUGCACAAGCGAUUGCUGAGUGUGGCUGAGAAUUACGGUCUCUCUCUGGAGCGCAGGCUGGAGAUGACUGGUGUAUGUGCCAGUCAGAUGGCUCUCACACUGCUCGGAGGACCAAACAGACUCACACCUAAAAAUUUGCACCAGCGUCCAACUGUGGCUUUGCUGUGUGGGCCGCAUGUACAGGGAGCUCAGGGAAUCAGCUGUGGCCGUCACCUGGCCAACCAUGAAGUAGAGGUCGUCCUCUUCCUCCCCAACUUUGUCAAGAUGCUAGAAGCCAUCACCAGUGAACUUGCACUCUUUGGCAAGACGGGUGGCAAACAGGUUUCCAGCGUCAAAGAUUUACCAGAUACCCCAGUGGACCUGGUCAUUAACUGUCUCAACUCUCACGAGAACACUUUUCUGAGGGAGCAGCCAUGGUACAGGGCAGCGGCUGACUGGGCUAAUCAGAACCGAGCUCCUGUGCUCAGUAUAGAUCCUCCAGUAAGCGGGCAGGAGCAAGCUGUGGAGGCGAAGUGGUCUCUCUGCCUGGGCCUCCCGCUCCCACUGCCAGAGAGAGCAGGGCGAGUCUACUUGUGUGACAUUGGCAUCCCACAGCAAGUGUUUCAGGAAGUGAGCAUCAAGUACCACUCGCCCUUUGGCUGCAAGUUCGUCAUCCCUCUGCACUCAACAUAAACACACUGUAACCCAGACUUGCACAGGGUCAGGCACAGGGUCAGUGAGCCAGAACCUGCCUUAAAUCCCAGGUUGAUCAUAUGAAGGUGUGAGCCACCUCUUUCUGUUGUCGUAUCUUCUGUUACAUUCUUUAACACUAUAUUCAAAUUCAGGAUACUGAUUUGGUAUAUGAGCAGACUAGAGGAACGAACCCAGCUUGUUGUGGUUCUGUCCUCUUUCCAUCUGUCUGUCUGUUUACCGUGCAACCAGCCUCUGACGCUUUCUGCAUUUUCUUCUAAAUUUACCAGUCUUGAAUCUAUCAGUCUAAUCGAUUCUUUAUAGUCUUUACAGACUAUUGAUAUGGUUUGAGCUGCGGGGCUCAGACCUGUUUGCACAAAGACGUGAUAUUUUAUCUUAUUAAAUGCUGUAUAAAAAUGACCUCAGCAAAGAACCAGAAUGAUCCUGCUUGGGACUCAUUCACAAUCUUAGUUUACCAGUGUAUUUUGCUCAGAUUCCUUUCAAGGUUCAAGAAAUAUUUGUAUUGAGAUGAAUUUAUUAAGUUUGGUUCUUACUGUUCUGGGGAAAAAAUGUUUUCUGAGCUUGUGCCAAAUGUGAUCAGUCAGCACUGAUGUGCAGAAGCUAAAGUCCUUGGGCAAUUUAAAGAGGUAAUCAAAGCCUUGUUUAACUUUCUCUUGCCCAAGCAGGUAGGAUUCUUACUGAACAUAUUUCUAUUUCAUAUUUUUUUUUCUAACCUUACUGGUGAAUUUUAUUUGUUGGCCUGAAUGACAGACAAACACCAACAUUUCACUACCCAUAUUGAAACAGGUUUAUUUUUCUUACAAGAAUUGCGGAUCAGUUUAGGCAAGUUUGUCUGAAGCAACAACUAUAUGUAACCUUAUUUGGAAAACACUUAGAGUUGCCAUUGUACACUUUUAUACGAGUUUCAUGAUAAACAGGUAUCAAACAAGAAGCUGUCAACCUCCACACAAUUUGUAUUUGGAAAGUUUAACACUUUCAGUUUUAGUUUAAACUGAGUUGUCUCUAAAGAAAAUCUACAAUUUUGUUGCUUGAGAAAAGGACAUUUUCAAAUGUUCAAUGUUAAACGUUUUAUCUGUUUCUGUCUUGUAGACCGAACGAUGUAUUGUAUUCGUCACACUUAUUACCUUUUGUUUUGGAACUUUGUUACCUGUGUCUCCCCCCUCCCACCCUUUUUUUUUUUUUUUUUUUUUUGUAAGUUUGUCUGUUUUCUUUGCACUGUCAGUGGAGAAAUCUACAAAUUUAUAGGAUUUGUGGUGAGAUAUUUCCACAGUUUAUGUGAACGUGACAUGAGUAGGAAAGCGGUGGACUUCAAGAUGACGCAUUUGAUACGUAACAGUGACGUAUGAUUAAGGAGGCCGAUGUGUAGUGUGUUCUUCCCUCUGUCUCUGUUUCCAGUGUCUUGAGCAUUAAAGUGGCUGUAUGGAAAUUCUUAGAUCUGCCACCUAUUGUCAAAUUUGGAGAAAAUGUUAUUUCCAUGUUUGCGUACAAUGUUAGAAUGUUGAAUAUCAUUGCCUAUUCUCCAUCAUAGGUACACCUUUGGCUAAUAGCACCCCUUAGCUAAUUCAGAGAAAUACUGCAAGAUAUCGUCUUUAAAAUGAGGAAGGUGUUUUGAAUGACACUUCAUCUUUGCAAAAUAGUAGCAGUUGUAACAACGUUGCACACAGUGCCGAAUGUGCCGUUGAGUUGAAAUCUAGACAUCUGUAAUACAUCUGCUGCACUUGCACAUCUUUCCUGAAGUGUAUUAUCUCAGUGUCGGAAAGCAGACACUUAAAACCAUAGCUAUAAAAAAUGUCUGGGUUUUCAGCUGUUAAUGAGUUUGAGUCUCUAAUUUGCCAGCAAUGCUGCCAACAGGGUUUGGUUUUUUGCCUUGUUGUCCUUGACUUAUUUGCAAUAUUGAAUCUAGAUUGAACCUUGAAUCUAUGCAGUGAUUAGGCAGUAGAAUCAAACGUUUGAGAGCUAAGGUAUAUCUUAAGGUAGGAGCUUGUUGCACAGCCAACCAACUUUUAAUUGGUCUUUAAUGUAAGACACUCAAGUAUAGUUUUUAAAAAGUUUGUUUCUUGCUUAAGAGCUUUAUAAGCAAGAGCAGUGAGAACUGAAUCUUCCCAGUGUUCCUAAACUUGUAGUAUUUCACCACCAUUAACGUUUGGAGUUUUUGAAACCUGAAAUUGUUGGCCAAGUUUCAGAGCUUAUUUAUAUUGCAGUGAUUUAUUUAUUUAUUUUUUUGUUUACUUUGUUUUUGUGGUUUGCUUCAAACCAAUUGAUUUUGUUUAUUUUAUUUUUAAAGUAACAGUGUAUAUUAAUGUGCAGGGAAACGCAUUUGUAUCAUUCCAGGAAUGUGAGGCUUGUUAACUGCAUUCUUUCUGAAAACAGACCAAAUGUUUUAUUUUUCCCCCCACCCUAAAAAAAGAAGUUGUUUUGUGGUCAUUUUCAGUUAUCAUAAGCCAGAAAUAGCUCCACCCCCUCUUAACUUUCCCCCCAUUUACUUCCCUGUAUUUCGAUGAGCGCUCACUCGAAGGCCAUCAAAAGCAAAGUUUAGUUAUUAUGGGCCCUUGUUUUGUUUGUAGUCAUGUUCACUGUUCAGAUUUAGGGCUAUUAUAAAAAAGCAAAACAUCUUC
Molecule: messenger RNA, 4294 nt
Organism: Tachysurus fulvidraco (yellow catfish)
Lineage: Eukaryota; Metazoa; Chordata; Actinopteri; Siluriformes; Bagridae
Gene: edc3
Product: enhancer of mRNA decapping 3 homolog (S. cerevisiae)
Exons: 7
Coding region: 162-1661 (499 amino acids)
Biological process (GO): deadenylation-independent decapping of nuclear-transcribed mRNA; P-body assembly
Cellular component (GO): P-body
Molecular function (GO): mRNA binding
Source: RefSeq, a predicted model, not a curated record